Saccharomycodes ludwigii is the source of this 768-nucleotide messenger RNA. It is a transcript of the gene SNF7, whose product is annotated as ESCRT-III subunit protein SNF7. Bases 1 to 768 code for a protein of 255 amino acids. Gene Ontology annotation, biological process: late endosome to vacuole transport via multivesicular body sorting pathway; vesicle budding from membrane. Gene Ontology annotation, cellular component: multivesicular body; cytoplasmic side of plasma membrane; ESCRT III complex. The record is from RefSeq and is a predicted model, not a curated record. Lineage: Eukaryota; Fungi; Ascomycota; Saccharomycetes; Saccharomycodales; Saccharomycodaceae. The transcript has a single exon.
AUGUGGUCAUACAUGUUUGGCGGUAAAGCCACCAAAAAGGAGCAACAAGAGGCUCCCAAAAAAGCUAUAUUGGAAACCAGAGAACAAAUCCAAUUGUUAACCAAAAAGCAAGCUCAUUUACAAACUAAGAUCGAAACAAAUAGACAGCAAGCCAAAUUAUACCUCACCAAAACAAAUGGUUCCUCAGCAAGUAACCGUGAAUUAGCCAAGAACUCGUUGAAAAGAGUUAAAAUUCUAGAAAAUCAAUUAUCAAAAAUCAAUGGACAAAUAGAUACUUUAGAACAGCAACUAUUUAGUAUAGAAAGUGCUAAUUUGAACUUGGAAACUAUGAGGACAAUGAAGAACAGUGCUAAAGCUAUGAAGAUAAUGCAUGAGGGUUUGGAUAUUGAUAAAGUUGAUGAAACUAUGGAUGAUAUUAGAGAACAAGUUGAAUUAAGCGAGGAGAUUAGCGAUGCGAUUAGUAGACCUUUGUAUAGUUCAGUUAAUAAUAUGGUAGAUGAAGAUGAACUAGAUAAUGAAUUAGACGAGCUAAUGAACGAAGAAGCUAGCCAAAAUGUUGUGGGAGAAAAUGUUGUAGGGAAUGCUAACGGUGUUACAAAUAUUAGUGACAAAAUGGAAUUACCUGAUGUGCCCGUCAGUAAAUUACCAGAAAGUAAAAAUACUAAAGAGAGUAUAACUAGUUAUGCGAAUGGUAAUACUAGCGAAAAUGAAGAAGAAGAUGAAGAUGAACGUGCCUUAAGGGAGUUACAAGCAGAAAUGGGGUUGUAA